Molecule: messenger RNA, 1233 nt
Organism: Ctenocephalides felis (cat flea)
Lineage: Eukaryota; Metazoa; Arthropoda; Insecta; Siphonaptera; Pulicidae
Product: cAMP-dependent protein kinase type II regulatory subunit-like
Exons: 1
Coding region: 1-1233 (410 amino acids)
Source: RefSeq, a predicted model, not a curated record
AUGUCUCAACCGGAAAAAACUGAUACACCGACCUCUAAAUCAAAAACACUUGUUGCACCUCCAGAAUCUUUGUAUGAUAUGAUGCUGGAACUAUCUCUUAACUAUACCAUUGAGAGACCGACGAGAUUUAAUGUCUUCGCUGCCAACUACUUUAAAGGUGUGAGGGAUUUAAUUGCUGCAUUGCGAAUAAAUGAGGAAAUGGAUACUUCCACAAUAGAUGAAAUAGUUAGUACAAUACCGAGUUCAGUAUCGAGUGAAUCGCAAUACGUUCAUCGCAAGAGCAUCAUGGCAGAUCAUUUUGAUGAAUGGAACCCACCAUUACUCAGGCAACCACUUUUUAUACCAAAAAUAACUAGAGUCCGAUCUUUUCUAACGAAAACCGUGAAGGAAUGCUUUUUAUUUAACGCAUUAGACCGCCCUCUUUUGUAUGACAUCAUAAGUUCCAUGGAGGAAGAGAUCAUUAAGGGAGGCUAUCUGUUAGUAAGGCAAGGUGAACUUACGGAUAAAAUGUAUGUUUUAGAGAAAGGAGAAAUGCAGGUCCUAAUGAAAAUUCCAGAUGAGGGUACACAAGUGAUUGACAGAUUAUUCAAUGGUGCUAUGUUCGGCGAAUUGGCUUUAUUGCAUGUUAAUUUUAGCAGUAUUACUGUGCAGGCAAUCACGCACACUAGACUCUGGAGUAUAGAUCGGGUUACUUACAGGACACUACUUCUUAAUCAUUCAGUAAAAUUGAGGGAUAAGAAGCGACAACUACUAGCUGGAAUAUCGUUUUUUAAAAAUUUUACAUGGGCAGAGAUUUGCAAAUUGGCGGACGCUUUAACACCUCAUACGUUUGCUAAAGGCACAUGGUUGUUCAAAGAAAAAAGUUUGUCGGAUGGUAUGUAUAUUGUCGAUAGGGGCAUGGUCUUAAUGUAUGUGAUCGGAGAGUACGGAAAUCAGGUAAUAGUUGGCCGAUCCAUUAAUGGUCAAACAUGUGGAGAAGCUGCUCUUAUAUCUUAUUCGCAAAGGAGAUACUCAGCAGUGGCAACUCAUAAAGCCCGUACCUAUUUCAUUGAUGUCGAAGAUUUUGAGAGGCUGGUGGGUUCUUGUUUAAAAAUUUUGAAGCGAACGAAAUAUGAUUAUGACCAAACGGUUGUAAGAAUCUGUGGAACCAGGAAUUUGGUAACUGAUCUGAGAAUACAGCCUAAGACUAAAAGUAAGAGUGAGCAAGAAGUAAGAACUGAAUUACAUGAAUGA